This is a messenger RNA of Penicillium samsonianum, 312 nucleotides long. RefSeq lists its product as uncharacterized. The transcript has a single exon. The coding region runs from base 1 to 312 and encodes 103 amino acids. The record is from RefSeq and is a predicted model, not a curated record. Lineage: Eukaryota; Fungi; Ascomycota; Eurotiomycetes; Eurotiales; Aspergillaceae.
AUGCUGUUCAAAGGUUCUGACCUCGCACUCCAGAGGCUCAGUAUGGUCCUCAUUGCAUCUUUUGUGUUUGUGAUGGUCCUGCUUCGUCCACAGAUCAAUGACACCCUCCCGUUGCGUCUCUCGAAAGAUGGCCAUGAUUCUGCAUUGCGGCCUGUCCCAUAUAAUCCAUAUCCCGACUACAACAGUGCUGCAUGGAAGACAAAGUGGAACGGGUUCUAUCAAUCGUGCGUUGGCCCCGAUGGAGUGCUUUUGAAUCCUAAGAACGAACACACGGCGAUGAGAGGAUACCGUUGGAAUCAAUCAGGUUUGUGA